Molecule: messenger RNA, 3699 nt
Organism: Heterocephalus glaber (naked mole-rat)
Lineage: Eukaryota; Metazoa; Chordata; Mammalia; Rodentia; Bathyergidae
Gene: Marchf5
Product: membrane associated ring-CH-type finger 5
Molecular function (GO): zinc ion binding
Source: RefSeq, a predicted model, not a curated record
GCCGCCGCUGGCCUAACCGAGCCUCCCGGGGACUCUAGGAGGCAGGUUCGCGGCUGCCACGGGACUGAGGCCUACUUCGUCGCCUCUCAGUGCUAUUGUCCCUGGGUGGGCCUGGACGCAGCCGGGUCCACUGGGCAGGGCCAAGUGCGCCGGCUCUGCAGAAGAUGCCGGACCAAGCCCUACAGCAGAUGCUGGACAGAAGUUGCUGGGUGUGUUUUGCCACUGAUGAAGAUGAUAGAACAGCUGAAUGGGUGAGACCAUGCAGGUGCAGAGGGUCUACCAAAUGGGUUCAUCAGGCUUGUCUACAGCGCUGGGUGGAUGAAAAACAAAGAGGAAACAGUACAGCCAGAGUGGCAUGUCCUCAGUGCAAUGCUGAGUACUUAAUAGUUUUUCCAAAGUUGGGUCCAGUUGUUUACGUCUUGGAUCUUGCAGAUAGACUGAUCUCAAAAGCUUGUCCAUUUGCUGCAGCAGGAAUAAUGGUUGGCUCUAUCUAUUGGACAGCUGUGACUUAUGGAGCAGUGACAGUGAUGCAGGUUGUAGGCCACAAAGAAGGGCUGGAUGUGAUGGAGAGAGCUGAUCCUUUAUUCCUUUUAAUUGGACUUCCUACUAUCCCUGUCAUGCUGAUAUUAGGCAAGAUGAUUCGCUGGGAGGACUACGUGCUUAGACUAUGGCGCAAAUAUUCAAAUAAACUACAAAUUUUGAACAGUAUAUUUCCAGGGAUUGGGUGUCCUGUUCCUCGAAUUCCUGCUGAAGCUAAUCCUUUAGCAGAUCAUGUCUCUGCUACUCGAAUUUUGUGUGGAGCCCUUGUCUUUCCUACUAUCGCAACAAUAGUGGGUAAACUGAUGUUCAGUAGUGUUAACUCUAAUUUACAAAGGACAAUCUUGGGUGGAAUUGCUUUUGUUGCCAUAAAAGGAGCAUUUAAGGUUUACUUCAAACAGCAGCAAUAUUUACGUCAGGCACACCGCAAGAUUCUAAAUUAUCCCGAGCAAGAAGAAGCAUAAAACUGUGACUUCUGGUUCUUUUGCAGUCCUCUCAUCCAUAUGAGUCUGUUGUCUGGUUUUGAUUCCAUCAUUAGUGCACUAGUGGAGACUUGUGAUAAGCUGCUGCUCCUAUAUUUUUAACAAAUAUAAUAAAACACUUAGGGCAGGAGAAAUCCUCUCAGUAAUCACGGAACCUAAGGAUGUGAUUUGUUUUCAUUGUUUUGUAUGUACUACUUUUAAGGCAGUCACCUAAACCGUUAUCUUAGCAUGGUAAACUGGGUUCAUAUUUUCUCCAGACAGAAAUGUAAAGAUCAAUCUGUACAAAUAUAAAAAUGCACAUGGUGUUUUAUUCUGAUGCCUUUUUUGUACAUGUUCGUGUUUAGUGUUUUCUUAGAAUCAGCAUUUCAAUGAAGGUACUAUGAGGAUUUUUCACAUUGUCAUAAUUUGAUUACAUACUAAACAGAAACAUGUUAAUAUGAGGAAAUAUAAAUUAAAUUAGUUAUGAAUAAGUAACAAACCAAAAAUGUAUGUAAACAUUCAAAUUAUUAUCUGAAAAGUGAAAUUUUGUUGUUUUCCUUAACCUAUGUGAUGUUCUCCAAAAUGUAUAUGGUAAAAGUUCACAGGGCUUCCAGAUCACUUUUUCACUAUUAAAUUUUAUUUAUACAAUGUUGACAUAUCAUACUUUAUAAAGUAAUUUUGACUCAUGUAGUCUUGAGUACCAGUGUGUGUGACUGUGUCUUUCUCAUCAGGUCCGUCAAUCUCUGAAAUGAGGUUUUUAAAUCCAUAUUUCUAGAAAUUACAGCUGCCAGGUUAUAGUAGUUUGAGCAGAGAAUGGUUUGCAAGAAAACAAAAAAUUAUUUUACUUUGCCCUUUCAGUUAUUCAAAUAUUUGUUAAUCACCUAUUUGCCCCGGCGCUCUGCUGAGUGCUAUGGAUACAGUGGUGAACGAGACAAACAUGGUCCCAGCUCUCAGAGUUUACAACCUGGUUUCAUCAGAUGGGAAACCAGUGGUGAAUAAACCAAGGUGAGGGCUGGAGCUCUUUGUUUUUAUGUCAGUCAGUGAGUAACUAAUUAUGAAAACAAAGAUGUGUUGAGUAAAUUUUGAGGUUAUUGGUUUUGGGCUAAGUCAGUUUAUUAUAGAAAACCAAUACUAAUGAUUUUAGAUUUUAAUAAUUUGUCAUAUUGAUAAAGUUAGCAUCUUAAUCAUUGUUUAGUUUUGUAUUCAUUUUUCAGAAGCAUAUAUUUAUUUUAAGCCAUUUUCAAUAGAGUGGCCAUCUUAAUGUUGUUUGGCAAUCUAAAUAGUGUUUUGGUUAUUUUCAUUAAUUAAAAUUAAAAAUUUUAAAGAUAGUUCCAAAAACUAUUUUUUUGUUCUCAGUACCUAAUGUGUGACAGUAGUAAAUAUUUCCCCUUACUGGUAAGUGGCCACUUCUCUAUGAGUGUACCAAAUAUAGACUGGGCUAUGUUUAUGUUAGAUUGCAAUAAUGUAUAUUAAUUUUAGUAAUUAAUGACAUCUUUCUGUAGUAUGAAUGUCUUAACUUUGAGUUAUGGUGGUAAUAUGAAUGACUGUUGAACAUUCAGAAUUAUAAUUUCUUGGCAGGGGGAAGAUAUGACUGUGUGAGCCUUACUGAGAACACUGCUACUAUUUUAAGGGGAAAUUUUAAACCUGUGAUUAUAUAUAAAGAUAACUUAGAUUCUGUAGCUAUAAUUAUAAAGUAUAUUGGUUUUGAAUUUUUCAUAUGAAAAGAUAUAAUAAACAGACAUUUCCUGUAUAAUUUUGUUAUAUAAUAGAACAGUUCUUGGGUAGCCUUUUCUAAAGUUGCAUAUUGCCCCUUAUAUACUACUUUAAUGCCCAAGAUGGGGAAUAACUGCUGGGUUUUGUUGGCAUUAAGGCCCAUGAAGACCAGGGAAGGAACAACUCUUAAUUAUUUGAGGGCCAGAGGGAGGGGUUUCAAGUGCUACAGGGAAGGAACUACAAGUGCCUAGGGACCAGAGUGACCUCUAGCCCUGAAACUGAAUACUUUUAAGAGCCUUAGCUCAAGAAAUACCAUGUGCCAGCUUUCUAGGAAGGUGGCCUGCCCCAUCACAAAGCAACAAAAGAUCACAGGUAGACUUAAAGUUAGAUGGACCUACAUUCAAAUCCUAAUUUAGCUCUUAAUAACUGUAUGACCAUGGCCAAGUGACUUAAUUGUCACUUCUCAGCCAUAGUUCUCUUCAUCUCUCAUAUGCAAAGUAAUAAUUAGAAGGCUGUUUCUAGGGUUAACUGAGAAAUUAAAGGAAUAAAAGCAUUUUAAGCCCCUAAAGAGUAGUAUUUGUUUCUUAAUUGCUAAAUAAUCUGUACUCUAGGGAAAGGGAAUAAAGAAGGCAAAUUAAAGAGAUGAUGUAGAUUUUGGGGGUGAAUGGGUAUAUUUUGUUUUCCAGUUUAUUUUCAUAUUGCUUUUUUGUAUCAUUUGUAGAAUCUUUAAUGUUCUAAACCUCUUUCAUAAAAUCCAAUCACUAGAAUUCUUUUCUUUGCAGAUGUUAACUUAUCUUCAUUUAAGUGGCUGAAAAUGUUGUUCAUCAUUACAUGAUUAUCAAAUGACUGAAGAAUAUAAAAUUAGUGACUUAAUUAGUCACUGCCUUGCUAAUUCUGCUGUAAUUUUUUUAAACAUCUUGUUUUUAAUAUAGCAGACUAUCUCAGUACUGGCUGGAUUAGGUUGAAUAAAGAAUUUUUAUGUUCUCUA